AUGGCGCACGGCAACAACACGCGCGUCAACAUCGCCGUCGGCGGCUGGACCGACUCGGUCUACUUCUCGGGCGCGGUCGCGACCUCGUCCCGGCGCGCCAAGUUCGUCCAGUCCAUCGUCGACAUCGUCAACAAGUACGACCUCGACGGCGUCGACAUCGACUGGUGCUACCCGGGCACCAACGGCGCCGACGGCAACCAGGUCUCGAGCUCCGACACGGCCAACAUGCUCAAGUUCCUGCAGGCGCUCCGCGCCGCCCUGCCGCAAAAGCUCCUGUCGACCUGCACGACCCAGUCGGCCUACGUCGGCGCCGACGGCAGCCCGCUCACCGACGUGAGCGCGUUCGCCAAGGUCCUCGACCACAUCCUUGUCAUGAAUUAUGACGUCUGGGGCGCCUCCUCGACGCCCGGCCCCAACGCUCCUCUGCGCGACGACUGCCCGGGCAGCCUGCAACCCGGCGCCAACAUGCAGUCGGCGAUCGACACGUGGACCAAGGCGGGCAUGCCGGCGAGCAAGAUCCUCAUGGGCAUCCCGGCCUACGGCUAC
Molecule: messenger RNA, 546 nt
Organism: Rhodotorula graminis WP1
Lineage: Eukaryota; Fungi; Basidiomycota; Microbotryomycetes; Sporidiobolales; Sporidiobolaceae
Product: glycoside hydrolase family 18 protein
Exons: 3
Biological process (GO): carbohydrate metabolic process; chitin catabolic process
Cellular component (GO): extracellular region
Molecular function (GO): chitinase activity; chitin binding
Source: RefSeq, a predicted model, not a curated record